Molecule: messenger RNA, 771 nt
Organism: Penicillium griseofulvum
Lineage: Eukaryota; Fungi; Ascomycota; Eurotiomycetes; Eurotiales; Aspergillaceae
Product: Serine hydrolase FSH
Exons: 1
Coding region: 1-771 (256 amino acids)
Cellular component (GO): cytoplasm; nucleus
Source: RefSeq, a predicted model, not a curated record
AUGCCAACUCGCGUGCUAUGCCUCCAUGGGAUGGGCACUAAUGCCGCCAUACUUCGAGCACAGCUGCAGCCAAUCCUGGACCUUCUCUCCGCAACAGAAUGCGAAUUUAUUUUCCCCGACGCCCCUUGGCCUUGCGACCCUUUCCCCGGAGUAGCCGACGUCCACGAAGGCCCAUACCUUGCUUGGAUCCGCACCCCAUCUACCGAGCAAAUUGCAGAUGCCCACACAUACCUGCAAAAGUAUCUCUCAGAUCCAAUUGAUCUUGUCAUUGGAUUUAGCCAGGGAGCAGCACUCGCAGCUUCUUUAAUGCUGCAUAACGAGCUAGCUGGAAAGCCAUCACCUUUCAAAGCGGCUAUGCUGAUAUGCUCCACGCUACCGUCUACUCGUUCUCCAGAAUAUGGAAUUGAUGUUCGGGAUUAUUUUGGGAUUACUGGGCCGCCUACGGAACGACCAAGAGUAUUUCCGGACGAAUCGCUCGUUGUCCGACACGAGUACUUCCUACGGACGGAAACGACUCGAGAUGCCAAUCGACCUGUUUAUUACAAUAUGUUUCACGCGGAUGUGGACACAGUCCGUAUCAGAAUUCCAACAGCUCAUAUCUAUGGGCGUCGAGAUCUCUUGUGGCGCCAACAGAGUCUUGCUAUGAUUCAGUUGUGUGGAGGGAAGGUCUACCGGUUCGAACAUGCUGGUGGGCAUGAGGUUCCGCGCAGCCAAGCGGAAGAAAUGUGUGACCUUAUAGAGGAGCUAGUUCAUGCGGGGAGAGAAGGAUGA